ACGCCCGGGCCUGGACGCGCCGCAGACACCUGCCCGGCUCCGCCUGGACCGGAGCGUCCUCCCGCGGCCAGGGCUCGGGCAGCUGCUUCCAGCCUGGGACCGGUCUCGGCCUCCGGCAGGUGAGCGACGGCCCAGGGGGCGGGCGCGGGGAGGGGGCGCCCGGUGGCCCGGGAGCGGCCUGACCGCCACUCCCCGCGCAGAGCGCCGCGGUUCCUGGACAUGAGCGCCCAGGAGCCCCCGCAAGGUCGGAGAUUCCCCAUUGAGGCAGGAGACUCCCCUGGCCUUGCUGCCGCCCCCGAGUCCCAGGACAGCCCGGAGCCGGUAGCGACUGAGCACAACCCGGUCAGGCCACUUCGACGCUGCCCGGGUUGCCACUGCCUGACGCUGCUGCACGUGCCCAUCGACGUCUACCUGGCCAUGGGCGGGAGCCCCCGGGCCCGCGCCACCUGAGUGCGCCGAGCACAGCGGCUCCGCAGGAGCCGGGCGGGGAUGAGGCCCGCCGCGGGCCACCACGCUGAGGUCGCGCGCGCCGAGCACGAGACAAUGAUGCACAUUUUAAAAUAAAAGAAUGAUGCACAUUUUAAUAAAGCACAGCAUAAACUGUUCUUUCCA
Molecule: messenger RNA, 612 nt
Organism: Trichechus manatus latirostris (Florida manatee)
Lineage: Eukaryota; Metazoa; Chordata; Mammalia; Sirenia; Trichechidae
Gene: FAM229A
Product: family with sequence similarity 229 member A
Exons: 2
Coding region: 220-450 (76 amino acids)
Source: RefSeq, a predicted model, not a curated record